Molecule: messenger RNA, 2123 nt
Organism: Eucalyptus grandis
Lineage: Eukaryota; Viridiplantae; Streptophyta; Magnoliopsida; Myrtales; Myrtaceae
Product: histone-lysine N-methyltransferase ASHH1
Exons: 9
Coding region: 75-1574 (499 amino acids)
Biological process (GO): regulation of DNA-templated transcription
Cellular component (GO): nucleus; chromatin
Molecular function (GO): protein binding; histone H3K36 methyltransferase activity
Source: RefSeq, a predicted model, not a curated record
ACCUGAUUCGAAACAGUCACCCGAUUCACCCGCCGCGAACGCGAUGAUGCUGAAUCGCGUCUAAGCUCGCGAAGAUGUCCAUCUUCCUGAAGGAUCAGCACAUCGAAGAACCGGCUGAGUACGUCCACAUCAAUCAGAACGAGUUCGUCUACCGAAGGCACAAGAAGCAGAAAGAAGAGGACAUAGCUAUUUGUGUGUGCAAACUCGAUCCAAGUGAUCCUGAUAGUGCCUGUGCAGAGAGAUGCUUGAAUGUCCUAACCAGCACAGAGUGUACUCCAACAUAUUGCCCCUGCAAUUUGUAUUGUAGGAAUCAGCGAUUUCAAAAAUGUCAAUAUGCUAGAACGAGAUUGUUUAAGACAGAUGGCCGUGGAUGGGGUCUUCUUGCUGAUGAGAACAUUAAGGCAGGGCAGUUUAUAAUUGAAUAUUGUGGAGAGGUAAUAUCAUGGAAAGAGGCAAAACGAAGGUCUCACAUUUAUGAAACUCAAGGUCUGAAGGAUGCAUUUAUUAUAUGUCUCAAUGCCGUAGAGUCCAUUGAUGCAACUAAAAAGGGGAGCCUUGCUAGGUUCAUAAAUCAUUCAUGCCAGCCAAAUUGUGAGACAAGGAAAUGGAAUGUAUUGGGGGAGAUAAGAGUUGGCAUAUUUGCCAAGCAUGACAUUCCUGCUGGAUCUGAAUUGUCAUAUGAUUAUAACUUCGAGUGGUAUGGUGGAGCCAAGGUCCGUUGUCUCUGUGGUGCACCUAGCUGUUCUGGUUUCCUGGGUGCGAAAUCCCGUCGUUUCCAGGAAGAUACUUAUCUAUGGGAAGAUGAUGAUGACAGGUACUCCGUUGAAAACAUUCCACUGUAUGAUUCUGCAGAGGAUGAGCCUACCUCUAAGCUCCAAAAGAUCCAUGAUCCAAUGGAUCUAGAGUAUAUCUCAAAUGGAAAAGUUGAACCCUCGGUUCAGUUUAAUGAUUAUGAGCAGGUCAAUUCGACUGCUUCUUUUGUGAAACCUGAAGAUUUAGUGCCAGUUCAAGAUGCGGUGUCACCUGUUGUGAAAGCUGAAAUAAGUGAGGAAGCUGUACUCUAUCCUCAAGAUUCGGAAAAGAUAUUCUCACAGAAGAAUGCAAUGAUAGUUCGAAUUAAGAGUAAUAGUGCAUGCCGGAAUUAUCACAUUGGACCUGGGCCUAUUUCAAAGAAAAGGUCACAGAUCAUAUUGAAUGGAAGACCAAAGCAUCUUCCGCCAAAUGGCAAUGAUGCCAAAUUGGUUGCUCAACGCUUACCUUCAAAAGAAGCACAAGAACUUCUCAAGUGUGAGGAAAUGAGAGAUGAAGCCAAUUCUCAGCUCGACUGCUUGUAUAAUGAAAUACGUCCAGCAAUUGAAGAACAUGAGAGGGACAGCCAAGAUAGUGUAGCUACUAGUGUAGCUGAAAAAUGGAUAGAAGCCUCCUGUGCGAAGCUGAAGGCUGAAUUUGACCUUUAUUCAUCUUUGAUUAAACAUGUAAUCUUCACACCACGGAAAGCCGAACUGUUGGACGUUGAUGAAAAUCAUGAACAGAAGACUCUGGAAUAUGAUAUACCUCAGAAUCUCAGCAGCUAAUUCAGAGUUUGUAAAUACAUAAAAUCAAGGUGAUGGACCAGGACAGUCACAAUACCAAGGGGAAAUAUCAGAAUUCAGUUGGAGCUUUUGAGUUAGCGAAUAGUUGACUUCCAACAAAAUAAAGCUGAUCCUGUGGCAACUGCAACUGCACCUUGAGUUGCAGGUUAAUAUCUGAAAAGUUGACUCGACAAAUUCACAAGAUAAACUAGUUAAUUGCGUGCAUCUAAUUUCUGAUGUUAAGUCUGUUGUUCGCUGUAUCAAAACCUCAUUCUGGACAUUACUUGGUCUGAUCUGAUUAUAGCCUCGGAAGUGGGAUGUAUAGAUAGAAAUUGUUUUAGCAGUACAGGGUAGGUUCAAGCUCUGCUGUAGAAGUUGUGGUGAGUUUUAAUUCUUCAUCAAUUUGUUGUCAACUGAUAUAUGAAGUUCAAGCCACGAGUGGCUGAGCAUCACCAUGUUGAGUGGAUUUUCAAUGGUGCUAAUCACACCCUCCUUUUAAUGUGUUGAUGAAGUGCGAUCAGCAAUGGAGAAAUUGGUUGAGCUUACGUUUAA